AUGAAGAAAAUAGCUUCUUUUUGUGUCUUAAAUUAUUUUCUCUUUCUAGUAUCUGGAAACUCAAACGUUAUUCCUGAGAUAUCUACAAAAUUUCGAGUUGUAGAUACCAAAAUUGAAUGGGGAAGUGUAGCUGAAUAUUUGGUAAUAAUCAUGAACAAAAGUCAAAACAUGAAAGAAAAUGGCAAAUUAGAAUUAGCAGUUCUAUUGCUAAAUUUACCACCUUGGAUUAGAAUAUAUGAAGGAUUGAUAUCAACCAUAUCGAAGCAUUCAGAUGACAAGUUCAUUACAACUUCAAAUUCUUUUCCUAAUUUGCGACAAUAUUGGACUGCAGAUUUUGUGAUAAUAUUAACCACAAAUGAGUAUAUUAAUUACUCUAAUUUUGUGAAAAACUUUCUUCGUAUUAUGUAUGUCAACAAACAUACACGAUUCAUCGUUAUUGUGAGAUUGUGGUCUGUCAGAAAUCAAAUAAUUAGUUCUAUCUGGAGAGAAAUGGGUUUAAAUGGAUAUCGCAUUAUUUACAUUGUUUUCGAAAUCAGUGAUAGUAUUUUCAGCGUUUAUCGUACAGAAAUUACAAAUAAGCUGCAUGUUACUCUAAGCGAAAUCAAAAGUGACAAACAGAUGAUCAUAAAAGAUUCACAAGUUUACAGUGAAAAGCCAUACAUUAAAAUAAUAACGUAUGCCUCAUAUCCAACCACAUUCAUUAAGAAUAAUAAAGUCUACGGCAUAGAUGGAUAUUUUAUUGAUGAAUUCGUAAAAUGGCUCAACACUUCUUAUGUUAUUGUGCAUUCAUGGACAGCAAAACCUGAUAUUAAUGUUCUUAUCUCAAAAAUGCAAAACAACGUCGAUAUAUGUCUUUGUGCUGAUUUUUCAAUAUAUGAUAACUCUGUUGAAAGUGUUACACUUUUUGAAACUAAUGGUCUAUGUUUGCUUGUGCCACGUAACAUCUAUGUUAGCUCAUAUGAAAACUUGUCACUUCCAAUGGACCAGAUCACAUUAAUCAUGUCAAUUGCGUCUGCAAUUUCUUUAGUCAUUUGCUGGAAAAUGAUAUCAAGGCAUUCAGAUCAUCGAUUAACAACAUCCGAAAUGUUUCUUGCAGUUCUUCAGCUGUCAUUCUAUACUGGUGCACCUAAUUUGAUUCGAUUGAAUGUCAAGGAAAAGUUGCUGAUUUUCUCGUUCAUUUUUGGAUCUUUCUUCAUUUCAAAUUUGUAUGAGAGUUCAAUCUUAUCAUUCAUGAUGGCAGAACCGACAGUUAGAUCAGCAAAAGAUUUAGAGGAACUUAACAACAGUAACACAAAGUUUUAUUCAUUCUAUGAUGAUCAUACAGCUUUUCUUUCGAAAAUGCCUAUUAUGAGGAAGGAUUUGAUUCUAAACACGAUUGAUUUCAGCUCUUCAUAUUCACUUGAAUUACAAAAUAAUUUUGACUAGAAUCUGGUAUACUUGGUCACAUGUAGAUACGCUGAAAACUUUGAAAAAUCAUCAAGAAAUUAUCGCAACAAUCACAGAUUGUUUGACAUAAGAUUAUUAAGACAAGAUUAUCAAAGUUAUACAUUAAAGAAUGGAUUUCUUUUUUUCGAUGAAUUCUCAAAAUUCGUAUCAGCGACUCUAGAAUCAGGAA
This is a messenger RNA of Chironomus riparius, 1615 nucleotides long. Lineage: Eukaryota; Metazoa; Arthropoda; Insecta; Diptera; Chironomidae. The record is from the annotation of a GenBank genome assembly.